Trichoderma asperellum CBS 433.97 is the source of this 952-nucleotide messenger RNA. The record is from RefSeq and is a predicted model, not a curated record. Lineage: Eukaryota; Fungi; Ascomycota; Sordariomycetes; Hypocreales; Hypocreaceae.
CGUGAACAGCGCAAACCCAAACAGGCACAGUGCCGCCCCAAGGUCCUGUACUCCACCGCCGCAAUGCAGUCGUAGCGGCGAAACCGCAGAGAGGCAAAAUAAGAGAAAAUUCAAAAGUCUAGCGAGACCAGGGUUGAUAACUGUGCGCCUCUGGGUCACUGCUGCCCUGCCGUCCGGCUCUUCCACUGGCUGACCGGGCCCUCCAAUAGCCCAACGGAGGGGGUCAAUGUGUGCUGCUAGUCGCAUCGCAGGCGUCCAGGAUCAGUUGCUCAAGCACCAUCCGGCCGGGCCUCCAUUCUCUGCGGUUCCCGGGGCCUCGUCAACCACUUAUUACGCCUCUGGAUCCGCUUUGCUCGAGCGUCGUUGUUGUCUGGGUUUUGUUUGCACCGGCUCGCUGCUAGGAGAGAAGGCUUCUGACUCUGCCCCUCUUCUUACUUAUCCUCUUCUUAUCCUCUCCUCUCCUCCCUUCCUCCACAGCUUGCAGUGUUUGAUAUCUCCUCCUCCUUCUUCUCCCCUCCUCCUCCUCCUCCUCCUCCUCUUCUUCAUCUUGCGGCCUCGCCGUUUGUGCUGGCUGGGUUGUUCCUCUCGUUUCACCAUUGCGGCUGCUACCCUCGCUCCACCCCAGGCUCUUAGUCACCUUCAAUUUCGAGAGAGAUCCAGAACGCCUGCGCCGGAACCCACAGCCACGGACCUCGUCUUUCGGCAUCUCCUGUCAUCAAUCAGUCACCUGGCCGCCGAAUAAUUUGCCUCGGUCCUUGUCGAUCUGCGGCAUCGCCUGUUCUGGUUCUGGUUCUUGUUCUUUUCGUCUUCCGCAAUUGCUUCUGCUAGGCCCCGGCAAAAUUCGCCCGAUUCCUAAUUCUACUUGGCCAGGCACGGAACCGGCUGUGUGUUUUGCGUGUUUUGUGUGGGUGCGCAGGUGACCUGAAAAUCGGCUGCCACGACCGACCGAACC